Messenger RNA from Trypanosoma theileri, 900 nucleotides. RefSeq lists its product as uncharacterized. Lineage: Eukaryota; Euglenozoa; Kinetoplastea; Trypanosomatida; Trypanosomatidae. The record is from RefSeq and is a predicted model, not a curated record. Bases 1 to 900 code for a protein of 299 amino acids. The transcript has a single exon.
AUGUUUGCCGUGAUGAUGCGACGUGUGUUGUAUCUUGUGGCUUUGCUUCUCUGUCUUCAAUGCGUGUUUGUGGUGGCGACUGGUGAAACUGUAGGGCCUCCAGCUCCUUCUGGUGAAACACAAUCACCACAAACACAACACGAUGGUGGUGAUGAUUGUUCUACAGGUACUACUGGCACUACUUGUACUACUAGUAGCCGUGCUGCAUCUGGAGUUUCUUCUACUGAUUGUGAGACACUUCCUGAGAAGAACGGGUGCGGUAACCCUGAGCGCAAAACUCAAAGCCAUUGUACUGAUACUUCUGGUGAUAAUUGUCCACACAAUCAACCGGUUCUCACUCAAGCAGGAGAAGAUACCCGUGUAGGAGACGAUCCUCAAGGUGAACGUGGGUCUGAAAAUGCUGAUUCUCCCGGUAGAACAAGUCAAACUGGUACUGGUGGUCCUUCUACUGAUUCUGAACCUCCUAACCGUCCUCCUACUGUUGCUGAACCUGCUGCUCCUGCACCUUCUGAUGAGAGUGUUGCUGCGUCCACAAGUGCAGCUCAACCUGAGACCAACAGCAACAGUGACACAGUUGGCAAUUCAACAAAUGCGGACGCUGACGCAACACAAACGCCUUCAAACACUUCAGACAAAGAGAGCAGCGAUGGUUCUGAAAAUACAAACAGUGUGAGUGUCACUACAUCUGAAGAGAAUGAAUCAAGAAGGACCCAAAAUGAAGAAGGAGCAGAAGGUACAGAAUCAAACUCAACCACCACUACCACAACAACAACACUUCCUCCUGAACUCACAAACAACAAGAAGGGUGAUGCAGACAGCAGCAGCAGUAUCAGCAGUUCUGUGUGUAUGCGUGUACCACUACUGAUUGUGGUUACACUGGCCUGUAUUCUUGUGUGCUGA